Molecule: messenger RNA, 1854 nt
Organism: Chrysochloris asiatica (Cape golden mole)
Lineage: Eukaryota; Metazoa; Chordata; Mammalia; Afrosoricida; Chrysochloridae
Gene: CHRNA4
Product: cholinergic receptor, nicotinic, alpha 4 (neuronal)
Exons: 6
Coding region: 1-1854 (617 amino acids)
Biological process (GO): regulation of membrane potential; chemical synaptic transmission; nervous system process
Cellular component (GO): postsynaptic membrane; synapse; neuron projection
Molecular function (GO): transmembrane signaling receptor activity; acetylcholine-gated monoatomic cation-selective channel activity
Source: RefSeq, a predicted model, not a curated record
AUGGAGCUCUGGGGCUCCCGGGCGCCGCCGCCGCCGCUGCCGCUGCUGCUGCUUCUCCUCUGGGCCAGCCUUCUGCCCGCAAACAGCCACGUGGAGACCCGGGCCCAUGCAGAGGAACGACUGCUAGGGAAGCUUUUCUCUGGCUACAACAAGUGGUCCAGGCCUGUGGCCAACAUCUCGGAUGUGGUUCUGGUCCGCUUCGGCCUGUCCAUUGCCCAGCUCAUCGAUGUGGACGAGAAGAACCAGAUGAUGACAACAAACGUGUGGGUGAAGCAGGAAUGGCAUGACUACAAACUGCGUUGGGAUCCAGCCGACUAUGAGAAUGUGACAUCAGUCCGGAUCCCCUCGGAGCUCAUCUGGAGGCCAGACAUUGUCCUCUAUAACAAUGCUGAUGGGGACUUUGCAGUGACCCACCUGACCAAAGCCCACCUCUUCCAUGAUGGGCGGAUCCAGUGGACGCCCCCGGCCAUCUAUAAGAGUUCCUGCAGCAUCGAUGUCACCUUCUUCCCCUUCGACCAGCAGAACUGCACCAUGAAGUUUGGGUCCUGGACAUACGACAAAGCCAAGAUCGACCUGGUGAGCAUGCACCGACGUGUGGACCAGCUGGACUACUGGGAGAGUGGCGAGUGGGUUAUUGUGGAUGCUGUGGGCAACUACAACACCAAGAAGUACGAGUGCUGCGCUGAGGUCUACCCAGACAUCACCUACGCCUUCAUCAUCCGACGGCUGCCUCUCUUCUACACCAUCAACCUCAUCAUCCCCUGCCUGCUCAUCUCCUGCCUCACCCUGCUGGUCUUCUACUUGCCGUCCGAGUGUGGUGAGAAGGUCACACUCUGCAUCUCCGUGCUACUCUCCCUCACGGUCUUCCUGCUGCUCAUCACUGAAAUCAUCCCGUCCACCUCGCUGGUCAUCCCGCUCAUUGGAGAGUACCUGCUCUUCACCAUGAUCUUCGUCACUCUGUCCAUCAUCAUCACUGUCUUCGUGCUUAACGUGCACCACCGUUCCCCACGCACACACACAAUGCCCGCCUGGGUACGCAGGGUCUUCCUGGACAUCGUGCCUCGCCUGCUCUUCAUGAAGCGGCCAUCUGUGGUCAAGGACAACUGCCGGCGGCUCAUCGAGUCCAUGCACAAGAUGGCCAAUGCCCCUCGUUUCUGGCCGGAGCCCGAGGGCCAACCUGGCUUCCUGAGCCGGGAUCCCUCCCCCUCCCCAUCCUUCUUCGUCUCACUGGGGGAGCCAGUGAAGCUGUCCUCAGAGCAGCCCCCCACUCUCCAGCCCGAUGAGCCUGGGAAGACCAGUGUCUGCUCCUCGUCCAGCCCUAGCCACUUGCCUAGCAAUGCCCAGACCAAGGCACUGGUCAAGGCCAGGUCCCUGAGCAUCCAACACAUGCCUAGCCCCAGCAGGGCAGAGGACGGCUGUGUCCGGUGGCGAUCACGCAGUGUCCAGUACUGCAGUGACCGAGAGGAGUCCUCUGCCCAGGCUAAUGGCCAGGUGGCCAGCUCCCCGACCUCUGCACUCUCCACUGAGCCUGUGGCCCCAGAGCAGCCUUCUCCCUACAAGUGCAAGUGCAAGAAGGAGCCACCCGCCACCUCCGCCACCUCCACGCUCACGGCCCACAAUGCCAAAGUGCCCCGCCGCCACCUGCCCCUGUCACCGGCCCUGACUCGGGCCGUGGAAGGCGUCCAGUACAUCGCGGACCACCUGAAGGCAGAAGACACAGAUUUUUCAGUGAAGGAAGACUGGAAGUACGUGGCCAUGGUCAUCGACCGCAUCUUCCUCUGGGUGUUCGUCAUCGUCUGCCUCCUGGGUACCAUCGGCCUCUUCCUGCCACCCUGGCUGGCCGGCAUGAUCUAG